Molecule: messenger RNA, 3141 nt
Organism: Solea solea (common sole)
Lineage: Eukaryota; Metazoa; Chordata; Actinopteri; Pleuronectiformes; Soleidae
Product: carboxyl-terminal PDZ ligand of neuronal nitric oxide synthase protein-like
Exons: 10
Coding region: 321-1874 (517 amino acids)
Molecular function (GO): nitric-oxide synthase binding
Source: RefSeq, a predicted model, not a curated record
GCGGCGGGCGGCCGCGGCGGCGUCAGCGCGUCCUCUCUCUGCGUCGUUGCACUCGCCGCGUUCACACAGCGAGCGCUCACACCGAUCACCGAUCAACAAGCCAGUUGGACGCACUAACCAAACAAUUCACCGCGACCGGGGAGCAUCAACCCGGAUGACCUCCGGAGUGACGCGUCUCUCCGGCGGUGACAGAGCGAGGGGAGAAGGCGGCGGCGGCGCCGCUGGAGGAGAUGGACGUUUUUACUACUACUACUAUCUGCAGGUCUCUCUAGCGCAGUCGUAAAACAAGAGCCGGGAGAACAUCAGACAUCAUUAAAGCCAUGCCAGGUGUGACCAAGUACAAUUUAGUAGACGACGUGCACGACUUGAGGAUCCCCAUGCACAACGACGAGGUGUUCAGUCAUGGGGUGUCUUUUGAGGCGAAGUACAUUGGCAGUUUGGAGGUGGGUCGACCCGGCAGUCGAAUGGAGAUAGUCGCCGCAAUGAGGAGAAUCAGAUAUGAAUUCAAGCUGAAGAACAUAAAGAAAAAGAAGGUCAACAUUGUCGUGUCCACUGAUUACGUCAAAGUGAUUUUACGCAAAAAGAAGAAGAGAAAAGGCUGUUCAUGGGACGACAGUACGUUUUUGGUGACGCAGGAUCCCAUCCACAGGAUCUUUUAUGUCUCGCACGACGCCCAAGACCUGAAGAUCUUCAGUUACAUAGCCAGAGAUGGACCGAGCAACGUCUUCCGCUGUAACGUGUUCAAGUCAAAGAGGAAGUCACAGGCCAUGAGGAUUGUGCGGACGGUGGGUCAGGCAUUUGAUGUGUGUCACCAGCUGACCCUGCAGCAGAAAAACGAUGACCAGGAGGACGAGGAGGGGAAGGGUGAGGAGUGUGAGGCGGCACCAGCAAAGAAGAGACUUGCCUUGUCUCAGGAGACUGACCUUGAAGCCACCACAGAGGAGAGCAUUGAGUGCGUCUCUUCAUCAGACCCUGAGAAGAGCAAGAAAGAUGAGGAGCUCAGUCAUGCUGCGAAGGUGUCAGAUGACCCCUCUCUGCUGCUGAGUUCCCCCGUCCUUGGAUCCUCUGUGUCGGUUCAGUUAGCGGCAGAUGCUCCCUGCUCUGCAGAGCAUCAGGUCCAGCUCCUGCAGAAACAACUGCAGCAGCAGGAACAGCAGGCGCUAGCAGCUGCAGCACAGGUUCACGUGCUCCAGGAGCAGCUGUCAGUGGAGGCACGUGCACGGAGCGAAGCCCAGGCCCGAGUGCAGAGGCUGCUGCAGCAGAACACUGACCUGCUGCAACACAUUUCCCUGCUGGUAAAACAGAUCCAGGAGCUGGAGCUCAAAGCCUCUGGCCAGUUAACGUCUAUGGGUUCGCAGGACAGUCUUCUAGAGAUCACGUUCCGUGCCAAGCCUCCUCCGCGUGAAUCCCUCACCCCUUCCUCUUCUUCAGGCCCUUUCGCUGCUCAGUCCCAGGUCCAGAUCAGUGACAGUGCCUGGGUCUCCGCCCUCCCUGGGCCUUGCUCUCCAGACACCAUAGGCUACGACACCAACCAUCUGGGGCUUAGCGGCAGUGGAGUUCGCUUUGAGUGUUUCCGCUUCUCCUCUCGAGGGCCAGACAGCCAGGAGCAGGGCCAGGACAUGGGGGAGACACCCAGUGAUGGAGCCCCAGAUGAUAUCUCACUGCUGGGGGAGCAGGUCCUUGGAGCUCUGGAGCUGCUUCGGUUUAGGGAGUCAGGAAUUGGAUCAGAGUACGAGUCAAACACAGACGAAAGCGAUGAUCGGGACAGCUGGGGACAGGGCGAGGGCCUUGGAGCCGACAGUGCUGCUCGACUCUCAAACGUGCUGAAUGCAGAGAGUCUGUCAGACUGCUUAGGGGAUGAGAUGGCUGUGUAGUGAUGCUCUCAAAGCUGCACUCUGAUGCAAAAUGCCCCCAUCCUAUGGGAAACACGUGAAAUUCAGAACCUGGGGGACUUCUGCACACACAAACCAUGUAUGGAGACAUUAAUAAUGAGUAUCAUUUGAUGGCAUAAAUUAUGGUUGGUAGUGGAAUAGAGUACUUGCUCACCAGUGAUCUAAAUGUUUACUUUUUUCGCUUAGAGAAGAUGUCCCACUAAUAAGAGUCUUGUUAAAGCAGUGGUUCUCAAACUUUUUUCUGCAGGGCCCCCCUUGGGCAGAUAAAACAUUUUCCCACUGCGUCUGUUUUUGAGUGCGAGAAAGAGAGAUGAAUUAUGAGUUUCUAUAGGAGUGAAGGAAUAAAUGAAUGAGUAUACAUGUUAAAUAAAAUCUUCUCCACGUUAUGGCCCAAGGAAGAAAUGAUCAGAUUUUGGUGGCGAUGUGGAUUUAGAAACUGAGCUGUCUUGGUGAAGGUUGCUUUGGUGCUUUCUAUAUUUAUGAAUAAACUUGAAAACCAUUAUUAUCUAAAUAUUAAUUAAAAAAAAACCUCAUCUUCGUCCUCUGUUUUACCAUCAUUUCUGUCACAAACUUGUCCAUGCUUUACCAGCAGUGGGGCAAAUGUCAUUUGUUUGCCCCUGUCCUCACUGCACCACCUUUUAAAACACAGAGCCACUAGGGGGUGCCCCCCAGUUUUGGAACCACUGCAUUAAAGUAAAUAUGAAAAUAGAAUUAUUAAACACAACUACUGUCACAAAAACAACCUUCUGAUAGAAUCUACACUUGUAAGUGAUUCAUUACGAAGCGCAUGUUAAAUAAAUGACUUGUCCCUCGAGGGAGAACUUAUAAGAGACACUGUAAGAUAUGAGGAUUUACUAAAUCCAGCUUAUUGUCUGUCAAACCCUCAGUGUCCAAUGUUUAUCAUGUUCACCGUUGUUACAUGGGUUUAUGUGCUAACAUCUGUCAAGUACUGUAUGCUGCUUGACUUGGACUGAUUAUGUGGUCACAAACUAAAAUGUCAAUUCUGAAGGCAAAUAUACAAAUCCAGUCAAUGACUAAAUCUUAACACAACAGCACUACAUUUACUUUCCAUAUUUGAAAAAAAAAAAAACGAUUUUGCACAAUGCAGUUUAUUCAAACCUGUCUGAUAGAUUAAACACUGUGGUGUUGCAGGUUGUCUUGCUCUUUCUGCUGCUUAUUGAUGUCUGUUACAUACUGUGUGUGUUGAUUGUUGUACUUUUCACAUGCUUGGUGCCAUCGCCACUUGCUG